CGGUAAACACAAUUUAUCAAAAAUUUUUAAACAAAGCAGUGAGCCGAUACUUUUAAGCGUCCGCUCCCUAAACCGUGCUUAUUUUUAAAAUGGAAUUCACAAUAAUGUGAGCUAGAUCUAGAUAUCUUUAGGCAAGGUGAAAUCUAAAUGACCCUCUUUUAACUUUUAUGUCUAUGGAUUUUGAUAGAAGUAUGUUGAAUAAAUAAAGACGAAUAAACAAACAAAUUAUAUAAUUAGUAAUCAUGAAAUGUAUCCAGUGGUGAAAGGUGGAUUACAAAGUUCGACCAAUUAUACCUGGAACCAAGCAGAUCUAUUAGGAAAGGGAGCUACAGCUGAUGUCUAUCUUGGGAGAAAAAAAGAUAAUGGAGAAGUUGUUGCAGUUAAACAGUUUCGAGCCAAUGUUAGAUUUGGACACAGCAGUGAUGUUGAAAUGCGAGAACUUGACGUACUACGGAAACUCAAACAUGAAAAUAUUAUUACACUCUAUGAUAUUGAGCGUCAGUCUAGUACCGGUGUUCUUGUUAUUAUUAUGGAAUAUUGUGAAGGAGGAAGUCUACACGCUCUUCUUGAUCAACCACAAUACAACUUUGGUCUCCCAGAAGAGUUAUUUCUCUUGGUUCUCAAAAAUGUUGUGGACGGUAUUAAAUACCUCAGUAGUAUUGGUAUCAUCCAUAGAGAUAUCAAACCAGGAAAUAUUAUGCGAUGUUUUACAGAAAGUGGAAAAGUAUCAUUUAAACUGACAGAUUUUGGGGCAGCUCGUGAAUUAGAAGAAGAAGAAAAUUUUACUUCAAUGUAUGGAACUGAGGAAUAUCUAUAUCCAGCCAUGUAUGAAACCGCUGUUUUACAUCUCCCAACAGGACAACAAUUUGACGGAAGGGUUGACCUCUGGUCACUAGGCGUUACUUUUUAUCAUAGUGCAACUGGAAAACUUCCAUUUUUACCUCAUGGUGGAAGAAAUAAUAGAGAAACAAUGUUUAAAAUUAUAUCUCAAAAGGAAAGCGGAGUCAUAUCUGGAGUCCAACAUUUUGAAGCAGGUCCCAUACAUUGGAGUCGUGAGCUGCCCCAGACUUGUCUUUUAUCCGGAGGUUUAAAAAGUAUCUUGAUACCAUUAUUAUCUGGCCUAAUGGAAACUAAUCAACAUAAAAUGCUUAGCCAUGAUCAGCUAUUUGGUAUUGUAAAUAAUAUUUGCGGUAAAAUAGCAUUUAAAAUUUUUCACUAUGCUAUGUGUACAGAUUUACGUGUGUACGUAGAUAAAAAUGAAUCAUACUGUGUGCUUCAAGACUGUAUUGCAGGACAAACAGAUAUACCAGCACACGAACAAGUUUUAUUAUUAGAUACUGGUAGACCUUUAGAACAUGAAAUAGAUAUUACAGCCCCUAUAUCCACUUAUUCUAAAUCUAUUUUGAAUAGUCGUUUCUAUAUAUAUAAUUGUACAGUCACAGAACCUCAUGAUCUCAAAUUCCAUGAUAUGCCCACUUUUCCUGACUUUUCUGCAACUUAUGUUGAUUAUGAACGAGAUUCAAAAUUAGCCUUUCAGUGUUGUUCCCGCACUAAUUUUAUUAAAAGAGUUAUAGAAAAUAUUGUCACCAAACAAAAAUGUUUAGUAGAAGGAGAAAAUUGUUUAAGGACUUUCAUCACUUCUAAAUCGGUUCUAACAGGGGAAUCAUUUCUCUGUAUUGAAAGAGUUCUAAGAGAGUCAAAGAAAAGAUUUAAAUUGUUCUUUUCACUAUUAGAAAUAAUCAGUGGCAUAUUGAAAACAACAGGACAAUCUAGAGAAUUAGAUGAACUUUUAUCAGAUAAAACUUUGUUUACAGUGCAUGAAAAGGCGGAAGAAAGGAAAAAUGACAUAGCAAAAUAUAAAGCUGUGUUUGUUGACAAGUUAGAUGAUCUUAGAAUUAAAACGUCAACUUGGUAUGCUGUUUGCGAUGAAGAGUCUUGUAUGAAAACAGUUAAUCAUUAUUGUGAAAAUAUUACAACAACAUUGGGUCGUUUUAGACGGGAUAAAAACGUUAGAAGUCAAAUGUCGACUCACGAUGAAAAAAUUCAUCGUUUUGAAAGAGAUAAACUACUGUCUGUGUGUACCAGGAAUUUUAAACUUCUUAAUGACCAUUGUUGUACAAAUCUACAAAAGUUGUUUCGAGAGGCAAUUCCAAAUUUAUUUUCGCUGGUUAAAGCACAUGGUCGAAUUGUAAAGAUAGAGAGAAAUAUUGAAAGUGUCAUGGAUUGUCAGCAGUUAUUGGGGUCAAGGUUGGAUAAGCUAAUCGAGAAAGCCGAACAUAUUUUAAAGAGGAUCCAACCUACGGUUAGUUAUUCUACUCCAGUACAGCCAUAUACAGCUGCUCAUUAUAGUAGAGACGAAGGAAUAGGUGAAUCUUGUGGUGCAGCAAACCCAUCAGUAAAUCAAGGAAAUCAAAUAGUAAAUGAAUGCAUAGCAGAAAUGACACAAGAUACAAGGGAUAUGGAACAUAUGGCAGAACAAACGUCUUCUAUUUUAACAAGAUUUUCAACCCUUCUUCAAGAAUCCUUAUUUAGUGAUGGAUCAAUAGGAAAUUUUUUAGAUGUAACACAUACAACUAAUAGUUAAUAUUUAAUUUAUUAUCUUACUUUUGCAACAGUUAAAUUCUAUAAACUUGUAUCAAUUCAGCACUUAGAUUAUAACAUAUAUAUAUAUAUAUAUAUAUUUGCUAUCAAUAUACAAAUAAAAACCAAAAACAAAUCAGAUAUUUGAAACUAAUUAUCCAGCAAUAUCAACCUUCAGCUUUUUUUAUGUAGAAAUCUUUAAUUGCAAAUAGAGCAAAUGUGGGAAAACAAAUACUUUGUUCAGGUAUUGUUGGGGGCGGGGGGAUAGAUGGCCGAAUGGUUAGUGCAUGCUCGAUGUAUCAUAAGGUCUGUCAUUGAGUCAACUGGCGUGCUUCGAUUCCCCGGUUGUACGUGACAAGGAGUAGAGUCACCUGUCCAACCUCGUGGGGUUUUUUCCUGGUCCUCCGGUUUCCUCUCACUGCUAAAGACCCCUAUGCACAAUCGAAAUAUUGAAAUAAAACUGAACCAUAUAUUAGUCCCGAAAUUAUGUUAGACAACCUCUCUUUCUCUCAUGUAUCAGUGUAGAUUAUGUACAUUGACAUUUGUUUUAUAGUUAUAGCAAUAAUUUCACUUGCCUUUUCAAACAUUACAUGUCUAGUAAAAGAAUGUAUUUAUAUCUAUGACAGGAAUAUCUGUUAGAAUUCUAGAUAUUAUUGAAGAUGCAGUGUUUCCUGACAUGGCUAUAAACGUAUGGUUUUUACUAGAAUUAAGAUCGGUUGCUAAACAGAAAUAGACAGAUUUUGACAUUUACAAGGCUUAUAUAUUGAGUGUGAAACCUUUUGUUACCUGGAUGGUCAAUUUUUAGAUUUGACUCAAGUUUCUAAGUUUCAAUUUAGGGGUAUUUAACAGUGGGAGGGAACCGGAGGACCUGGAGAAAACUCACAAAGUUGGACAGGCGAUCCUACUCCUUAUCCGUACAACCGGGGAAUCAAAACCACGCCAGUUGACUCAAUGACAAACCUUAUGAUACAACGUGCACAUGCUAACCAUUCGGCCAUCCAACCCCUCUAAACACACAUCUUUUACAAUGUUUAAUUAUUAAAGUUAACUUGGUUUUGAAAACAUAUAUUUAUUUUUAAUAUUAUCUGUCUAGUUCUCCAUUUGGAAAUACAGUUUUCAUUACUCACUGUAUAA
This is a messenger RNA of Patella vulgata (common limpet), 3714 nucleotides long. Its product is annotated as serine/threonine-protein kinase TBK1. Lineage: Eukaryota; Metazoa; Mollusca; Gastropoda; Patellidae. Gene Ontology annotation, biological process: peptidyl-serine phosphorylation. Bases 248 to 2584 code for a protein of 778 amino acids. The record is from RefSeq and is a predicted model, not a curated record. The transcript is spliced from 19 exons. Gene Ontology annotation, cellular component: cytoplasm. Gene Ontology annotation, molecular function: protein serine/threonine kinase activity; ATP binding.